AUGAGCGUCUCCUCUGCCUACUUCAAUUUGACUACAAUUCCUGACUAUUUUCCAUUUGAAUGUCAAAAUGAAAAUGAUACAUUAUCCGAAGUUUUGAUUUAUAUUGGACUUCUCAUUUUCCUGGGAACCGGUCUGUAUUCCCAUAUUUUCAUACUUGUUUCCGUUUUAUGGACUAAACGAAAAACAUACAAAGACUUUUCAUUUUUCAAACUUUUCGUUAUGGAUUCUAUUGCAAGCAUAAUCAUUCUUACUGAUGAGUUACUAUUCACUCAUAUUUUCCUAUUUGUUCCUCCUCUAUGUCCAAUUUUCAAUCAUUUCUUUUUCGGACCUUCAAUUCUCACAAAAUACGUUUACAUGUCUAUGAAUCAUGCAAGAUUCAUGAAGUCGUUGGCUCAAAUUUUUAUGGUUUUUAAUAGAAUGUCAUGUGUUGUAAUGACACUUCCAGGGAGAUAUGAUUUGCUCCCAAUUGUUUUCUGCUCAACUUGUGACAAAGAUGCUCUCUAUGUUCUCCAAGCCAUUGCAUUUGAUACAUUCACAGUUGGGUGA
Caenorhabditis briggsae is the source of this 546-nucleotide messenger RNA. The record is from RefSeq and is a predicted model, not a curated record. Gene Ontology annotation, cellular component: membrane. Gene Ontology annotation, biological process: sensory perception of chemical stimulus. The transcript has 3 exons. Lineage: Eukaryota; Metazoa; Nematoda; Chromadorea; Rhabditida; Rhabditidae. Gene Ontology annotation, molecular function: transmembrane signaling receptor activity. Bases 1 to 546 code for a protein of 181 amino acids.